This is a messenger RNA of Notolabrus celidotus (New Zealand spotty), 2160 nucleotides long. It is a transcript of the gene doc2b, whose product is annotated as double C2-like domains, beta. The record is from RefSeq and is a predicted model, not a curated record. The coding region runs from base 359 to 1558 and encodes 399 amino acids. The transcript is spliced from 9 exons. Gene Ontology annotation, cellular component: membrane. NCBI's taxonomy places the organism in Eukaryota, Metazoa, Chordata, Actinopteri, Labriformes, Labridae.
CUCUCUCUCUCUCUCUGCUCUCUCAGAUAGGCAGUGCAGACGUGGGCAGCGUGUGGGGGUAUAGGAAGAGGAGAGAGAGAGCGGGAGGGUACAUAGUAGAGUGUGUGAGGCUGUCAGACAGCAUGGUUCAGGUCUGAGGAAGACACAGCUACAGACUUCAGAUCUCCAUGUAGAACACUGUGGGGACAUCCACACAUCACCUGGACCUGUCCACUCAGGGCAACACCCACCUCUUCCAGGAAGGCAAAGGAAAGAGGGAAAGGAGGAGGAGGACAAGGGGGGAGGGUCUGUUCAUCUUCUUUUUUUCUUUUCUUAGUUUUUUUGGUUUUGGGAGUGGGCUCCGGACUGGACCGCAUGCAUGACACAACGCAAAGGCGAGAAACCCACCAUCAGCAUCCAGGAGCACAUGGCCAUUGACGUGUGCCCUGGCCCCAUCCAGCCCAUCAAGCAGAUCUCAGACUACUUCCCCCGUUACCCUAGGGGCCUCCCCCCUUCUGCACCAACCCCCAAAGCGGGCCAAACUGGGCCCCAGAGCUCUGCCCCUUCCUCCUCCUCGGCCGCCGCCUCUGCCACCGAAAGUGACCGCCCCAAUGAGGAUAAACCGGACCGGGCUUCUGCCGGAGCCUCCGCCUCCUCGCAGGCCACCAGGAGGGACGAGGAGCCGGAUGUGGAGGGAUACGACUCGGAUGACUCCACUACAUUGGGCACCUUGGAGUUCAGCUUGCAGUACGAUCAGGAGAACAAUGCACUGAACUGCACCAUUAACAAAGCCAAGGGGCUCAAGCCGAUGGAUCACAAUGGGCUCUCUGAUCCCUAUGUCAAGUUGCACCUACUGCCAGGAGCCAGCAAGGCCAAUAAACUUCGAACCAAGACCCUGCACAACACACUCAACCCCGUCUGGAGCGAGACCCUGACCUACUACGGCAUCACAGACGAGGAUAUGGUCCGCAAAACACUCAGGAUUUCAGUGUGUGAUGAGGACAAAUUCCGACACAAUGAGUUCAUCGGAGAAACUCGAAUCCCCCUCAAGAAGCUGAAGCCCAACCAAAUCAAAAACUUCAACAACUGCCUGGAGAAACAGUUACCUGUCAACAAGACGGAAGACAAAUCCCUGGAGGAGCGGGGACGCAUCAUGAUCUCUCUCAAGUACAACACCCUGAAGUCCUGCCUGGUGGUUGGCAUCAUUCGCUGUGCUCACCUCGCUGCCAUGGACGCCAACGGCUUCUCAGACCCCUACGUCAAAACGUAUCUGAAGCCUGACGAGAACAAAAAGUCAAAGCACAAGACGGCUGUGAAGAAAAAGACGCUCAAUCCAGAGUUCAACGAGGAGUUCUGUUACGACAUAAAAUAUGCAGACCUUACCAAAAAGACCCUGGAGGUGACCGUGUGGGACUACGACAUUGGGAAGUCCAAUGAUUUCAUCGGUGGAGUGUCUCUGGGUAUCAAUGCAAACGGAGAGCGGCUCAAACACUGGUUUGACUGCCUUAAAAACAAGGACAAGAAAAUUGAGCGCUGGCACACGUUGACCAAUGAAUUACCCGGCUCAUUAAAUGACUGAAGACCCUCAUUCUGUCCUCAAACCUGUUGGCCCUCCAUCCCCUCUAUGGCUGCACCAGAUCGCACUCCUGCCUUUAUUUUCCCAACCUCCGAACUCUUCUUCUCUGGGUUCUCCUUACGUUGGCCUCAGCGACCUGUGACACCUCUUUGGGAAUAUGUUUCCUUCUCGACAGGGCUCAUUCUGAAAUCUUUUGUUUGUGUUUGACAACACUUCACAUUACAGCUGCUCUUUUGUUUUCUUCUCCCAAGAAUAAUUCUCUCAAGAAUAAUUCUCUCAACAAAAUGAAUCACUGCAAUUGUUGUGUUGAAUAAUUUAGAUUCAUCAUUCAGUGAAGAUAAAAGGAACAAAUGCUUUCUUUUUGAUAAGACCUUUAACAGCAUUUAAACGGUAUAACAAUGAGUUACCAUUCCCUGAAACAGCACAAAGAGCCUUCAUACGGUCCUUUUCGGUGGUGAAAGACUGGAGAAUGUAACAAAGGAUGUAGCAGAGUUUUAUAUUGUUGGCGUAUGCAGAAAUGUUUGGAGAAACGGAUCUAAUCUUAUCAAGUAAACCACCAAUAUUCAGAUAAAAGAGUGUCACAGUGGAGCAGCAGGAUAACGAUA